This is a messenger RNA of Vigna unguiculata (cowpea), 1292 nucleotides long. Its product is annotated as protein ABIL2-like. NCBI's taxonomy places the organism in Eukaryota, Viridiplantae, Streptophyta, Magnoliopsida, Fabales, Fabaceae. The record is from RefSeq and is a predicted model, not a curated record.
UUUUGACAUUUUCAAAUGCCAAAUUCCUUUCAUCUCGCUCAUUACAUUUCCAACUGAGCUCAACAUCAAACUAAGCUUCGUGUCUGGUUCGUCCAACCAAACACCUGCGCAUCUUCAUUCAUGGGUAAGAUCACAACGCAGCCUUUAUCUCGAGAGCCUUCCAAUUACGAUGAAGCUUUCAUGCACCAGAGCUUGCUUUUUGAUGAUAGUCUAAAGGAUUUGAAAAAUCUGAGAGCACAACUAUACUCAGCAGCUGAGUAUUUUGAACUCUCUUACGCCAAUGAUGACCAAAAGCAUAUCAGGGUGAUUGAAACAUUGAAGGAUUAUACCAUCAAAGCUUUGAUAAAUACGGUGGAUCAUUUAGGGUCUGUGACCUAUAAAGUAAAUGACUUGUUAGAUGAAAAGAUGGCUGAGGUUUCUGGAGCAAAGUUACGUGUAUCAUGCAUAGAACAGAGAGUAAGGACGUGCCAAGCAUUCAUGGAUCACGAGGGGCGUACGCAGCAAUCAUUGGUGAUUGAAGCUCCAAAAUAUCAUAAACGUUUUAUUUUGCCAGCCGGGGAGACCAUACGUGGAGCCAACUUUUCAAAAUCAAAAUACUUGGGAUGCAACCUAGAUGAUGAGGAUGACUGGCAUCAUUUCAGAAAAGCCGUUCGAGCCACGAUACGAGAAACGCCAACAUCUACCGUGAGCAAUGGGUGUUCUCCGUCACCUUCUCUGCAAACUCAGAAAGCAGGAGCAUUUUCAUUCACUUCAACCAUGCAGAAAGAGGAUUUUGAGAAGAGAACAGUUUCGCCAUACAGAUUUCCACUUUUACGCACUGGAUCUCUUUCAAAUAGGUCUACAACACCUACGAGUAGUAGACCAACUACCCCAAACUCAAGCAGGAGACCCACAACACGAAGUCCUUCUGAUGCAAGAAUAAGGUCCCCUUCGGAGCCGCGGAAAUCGGCUUCAAUGCGAUUACCUGCUGAGAGAGACAGCAACAGAGAACACCCGAGUAAAAGUAAACGUCUCCUGAAAGCGUUACUUAGCAGGCGCAAGUCAAACAAAGACGACUUGUUAUACUCUUACUUGGACGAAUACUGAUGAUAUACUUUCAUACAGAUUCCUGAAAAUUUAAUCCGAUGCAAAGCUCUUUCUUUGCAAACUUUGCUUAUUUCAUUUUCGGAGCCUGUUUCCUACUUAUUCCUUCCUCUUUGGUUAAUCCAUUUCCUUUUAGUUUGGACUGAACACAUAUUUGUUAAUUUACUUUUUCAUUUCUCUAUUUAAAGCUUCAUGUUAGAAUUUCAAAA